Molecule: messenger RNA, 2922 nt
Organism: Tetrahymena thermophila SB210
Lineage: Eukaryota; Ciliophora; Oligohymenophorea; Hymenostomatida; Tetrahymenidae
Exons: 6
Source: RefSeq, a predicted model, not a curated record
AUGAUAAGCUAUUUAAUGUUUAUUGUAGAUGUCAUACAAAAUCCAACAAAGAGUAUUGUUUAAGCUCUAAGAUAUUCUAAUGCAAAUAAAAGAAACUGGCUAUUAAAUCAAUAAUUAUAUUAAAUUGUACUUCUUGCAAAGUAGAAAUUUAAAAAUUAGGAAAGCCUAAGAGAGUCUUAAUUAGCUCAAAUACAAGAGAAGAUUUUUUAUAAUAAUAUUGUUUUUGACAAGAAAAUAAGCGAAUGUUUUAAUUUGCUCAAAUAAUGCUUGGAAGAGAAAAAAAUUGCUUUGUAACAGAUAGGGCAAGACGAUAUAAAUUUAGAAUAGAUUGAAAAUUAUUUUAUGUAAAUAAGGAAAAAAAGAAAUCAUUUAGAGUGCAUAUUAAAAGAGUUAUGUGAAUAGCAUUAUAAUAACCAAGUUUUGAUUUACUUGGUUGAUAUUUUUGAGUCAACUCUUUAAUUUAAUUAAAAACUGGGUCGUAAUCUUUCUAAAUUAAAAAAGAAAUAUCACAGUUUGCCAAAGAGUGAAGAUUUAUUAGAUUAAUUAACUUGCACUGUUUUUAUUUCUCUAACUAAAAAAAUUGGUGAGAUUAAAAUGGUUUCAAAUAAUUUUGAAAGAGUUGUACCUGUUUCUUCAAAUAGUGAAGUUAUUGGAAAAAAUAUAAACUUUAUGAUACCAUAUGAAAUAGCUUAAUUUCAUGAUAGAAUAUUAGAAAAGUACAUAGAAAAUUAUACUCCUAACAAUAGUUACAAUAUUCUUAAUUUACAAAUUGCAAAAAACAGUGAAGGGUGGGGUAUUCCUUACACAAUUAAAAUGCAAACCUUUUAAUUAGAAAUGAGAGAUUUUGGAGUUUGUGCAAUCCUAAAAUAAAUUGUUGAUAAUAAAAGAGCUUUUAAUUAGUUUCAGACUAUUAUUGUCAAUCCAAGAAAUCAGUAAGAAUUUAACAUGCUUAGAACAAUAAAUAAAAGUACCUCAAAUUUAAAUAGCCUUAUUGAAUUAAACUUGCUUCUAGUUAGUGGAGACAGCUCUAAUUUGAUCCAAAAUAAUAAAUUUGAAAGUAAAAAUUCUUAAGACGAAUUUAUUGAUUUUAAUUAGCAAAAAAAUUAUGAGCUACAACAAAUUCUUUAAUCAGGUAUAUCUCCUACUUAAAAAUAAUAUCCUAAGUAGAAAAGAUUAAUAAAUAUAGUUUAAGAAAAACAAGAAAUAACGAAUUAAUCUAAUUUUAUGGACUCAAUAAAUCAGUAAUCAAUGAGAGAAAAUUAAAAUGAAAAUUUAGAUUAGUUGGAUCUAGGAAUUACAAUUGACAUAAAUAAAAAUACAAAUAACUUUAUUACCUCUCCAUUAAAUUCAUUUAGAAAUUAGAGUUCAAAUUAAUUAUUAAUUAAAUUUUAGGAAAUACCACAAAUCUAAUAAGUUUAAAAACAAUUUUCUAGUAAGUAAUAAGAAAUAGAAAAGAGCCUUCUUAGCCAAGAAAUCUAUUAGCAAAGAUAGUUUAAUAGUAUUAAAAAUUAUUCACAAUUUGGCACAGAUACUAUCACUAAAAUUUUAAGUGACAAAGAUAUUGAAUAAUCCACAAAUAAUUUGAAAUAGAUGACUGAGUUAACCUAAAUGAAAUAAAAUAAUCAAAAUAUCGAUUAUAGCAUAUAAAGUGAUGAUAAUCAAUAAGAAAUAGAUGAUUCACAAUUUAAGCGAACAUCUACAAAAAAAAAUUAAGAAGGAUAGAUUGCCUAAAGUGUUCAUUCUCAGAAUUCUACAAGAUCAGUUAAAAGAGAUUUGCUUAUUAAUUAGAUACAAUAGAAAUAAAGUUUAACAGGAUUGCUAAUAUUGAAAUUAUUUGGAAUUUGUUCUUUAAUUCUAUUCUUGUUUCUUAAUAUUCUAAACUUCUAUUUACUGGAAUAAGAAGUAAUAUUUUAGAGAGACGAUUAUAUUAAUAUAGAUUGGGGAUCUACAUUAAGAGAAACUUUUAGCUAGGUUAUAGGUGAUUAGAAUCUUUUAGGACUAUUACAAAUUCCAUAUUUUAAGAACCCACCUUAGCAGCAAGCACAAAUUUUAAAGAGUAUUCUAGACUAUCAAAAGCAGAGAUACACAAUUACAUAAACUCUAAUUAAAAGAUAUGAGCAAACAGAUAAAUCUAAAACAAAUUUGUAUGAGUUUAUGUUAGAUACAAAAUAAAAAUUAUAUUUUGGGUUUUCAGUUACAAGAAAUGUAACUUUUGAUUCUUAUUUUGGGUAUGUACAAAUAGCUACUUUUGGGUACAUGUAUUAAGUUUCUUAAUAAAUAGAUGUCUAAACUUAGAAUUAAUUAUAGAUAAUAGUUAACUAUCUUGAAACUGUUACAUAACUUGAUUCUUUGCAAUCUGAUGUAAAUAAUAAACUAAAUGAAGAAUUAGAUAAUAUUGUAAAUCAAGCUCAAUUAUCUCUCAUUAUUAUAGUUUGUGUUUCAACAGUGGUUUCUUUAAAUGGACUAUAAAAGUUAAAUGAUUAUGUUAUUUCAAUAAGCGGUAUUAGGGCUCCUCUUAUAAUUACAAAAUUAUUGAAUUAUUAAGAUUAUUUUUAUGCUUAUUUAGUAAGAACACAGAACUUGUUAAAUGCCUUAAGCUAGCAAUAAAAUUCUUUUUAUAAUUUAAUUGAAAAAUAGUAUAAAGAAACUAGAUUUGAAUAAAGCUCUUUCGAAGAUUAUGUGUAUAGGAUUCUAUAGAGUGAUGCUUGCAAUGCAGUAAAAGAGAAUACUAAUCUACUUAUUGAAUAAGGAUUUGAUUACAAUUAAUGUUUAUCUACAUAAAAUGGAGUAUUGAAUACAGGCUUAGUUAAGUCAGUUUAAUUCUUAUUCGAAACAUUUAAGUCAAGAAUGCCUGUUUACUCAAUUCAAGAUCCAAAAUUAUUUAUAGACAAUAUAUCGUAAAAUAAAUUUGCUCUCCAAUGA